UGAACUUCUCACCAGUUCUACUCACCUCCAGAAAGCACAAUUAUCUGUAUAACCAAAUGAUCAUGCUUUGAACCUUAUGUUCCUGUCUUAUGCAUUUAAUGAGCGAUUGAGUCAAACUUUCAUGAGCAUUGCAAUGUGCAAACAUUGUUGAAUUCCAAGACAUUAAGACAUCCGUUCAAUACCAUCUAAGACUAUUCUGUCACCCUAUGCCAAGAUACAGGCAAUCGCUGCCUCAGGAUGUUGCGUUGACGCAAGUUCUGCUCUGGCUUAAUGAGGGCCUUUUUGCUUUACUUGAGUUUCAUAUUUCACGCCAUCUUCUCCCUUGAGCAAAUCGCCUCACUUUCUCAAACAGAGGAGGAUGAGUCACAAUAUGGCUUGGGAUCGAGUUGGUCGUUCGAGAGGCCAGCGUGGCCGGGGCACAGGUGCUGGAGUAUCAAAUCGCGACUAUCGAGAACCAGAUUCUUUCGACAACGGCGAUAUGAAUGUUAAUCUCCCUGAACGGUUUCGUGGCGGCGGCCCUAGGCGCAACUAUCAGACCUCAGCAAUACCAACAAGUUCCAGCCCCAGCACGGAAUUUGAUUUGACCUUGAAUCUCGGCGUUCGUGAAUAUUGUAAUAAGCAGGACGAUAUCAAGGCCACCUCGGAACAAGACGACUGGCUUUCAAUGCCCGAGUUUCCUACCACGGAGGAACUGCUUAGCGAUGGUCCCCUGCUCCUUGCCAACAAGAUCAAAAGACCUUACAAGAGCAAAGAGAAGUAUUUGAAGAUUCAUUAUGAUCUGCAGCGAGAAGAUGCUAUUGGCAGCUUGAGAGAUGCUCUACAAGAGUUCCGCUCUGAUCCCACGACGAAUGACACGCCUGAGUUCUCCGUCUAUGAUCAGGUCUACAUCAUCGGUUUCACCUUUCCUCGGCGAAGUCUGGCCGUACGUGUUCGGUUCUCAACUCGACGAGCUGGCAAGCGUAUCAAAUGGUCCACAAGCAAGAGAUUGGUCUCGGGAUCGAUCGUUGUUCUGAUGCGCGCAAAAGACAAGCAAGUUGAUCUAUCUCGUCUAAUAGUCGCUGUUGUGACGGCAAGACCUCUUUCCGGUGUUGAGGCUGACAUUCCCGAAGUUGACCUGUCCUUCACUAAUCCCGCGGCGAUAGAAAUUGACCCCCAAGAAGAAUGGAUCAUGCUAGAGUCGAAGCAAGGCUAUUACGAAGCCUAUCGGCACACUCUGAGAGCGCUUCAGAAACUAAGUCAAGAAACGUUUCCCUUGGCUGACCAUAUUUGCAAAUUGGAGCCAUCCGUCGAUGCGCCUGCGUAUCUCCAACAGAACCCUAUCAUUGACCUCAGUACAGCCGCAAAGACUGAAAAGAAGGACUACGAAAAGGUCAACGUCCUUCAACAAUGGCCGAUUGCUCCAAGAGACUCGCUGGAUGACACACAAUGGGACGCCCUUCGAGAGUUGCUCACGAGGCGACUUGCUAUCAUUCAGGGCCCUCCUGGUACCGGAAAAACGUACGUGUCGAAAGUUGCCGUGGAAAUCUUGCUACGCAAUCGAAAGAGAGAUGACCCGCCAAUUAUUAUUGCCGCGCAGACGAAUCAUGCACUGGAUCAGCUUCUAGGACAUAUUUCACUCUUCGAGCCUAACUACGUCCGUCUUGGAGGCAGAAGCACAAACCCAGAAGUCAAGCAACGUGCUCUGUUCCUAAUCCGGCAGAAAGAUCGCAUCAAGCUGGUUCCUGGGGGUCUCUUGGGCCGCGCUAACACUCUCCUGUCGAAGCAGUCAAAACUUAUGAUUGAGAUUCUUGAACCUUUUACCAAUCCUGGAUCGGAUCCUUAUUCGACUGCGCAGAAAUCUGGUCCCAAAAUACUUCGAGAACUUGACGCUUUGACUGAAGCUCAAGCCAAGUCUUUAGAAGAUGGUGCAAUGCGGUGGGUUUCCGCAAGUGACGGCAUGAACGGCCCGAUUAGACUUUGGCUUGAUAGAGCUCUGAUUCCCUUUGAAGUCAAGUACGCCAAAGAAGACUACGGUUUCCAAGAGGAAGAUGAGGAUCUUGAAGUCGAACAACUGAGAGAGAAUGAGGACUCGCAUGGCGUCAAUGACGAAGAAGAUAUCGAGCUUCUCAAGGGUCCGUGGGCCAAUAUUUCCGAGAAGUACGGCGUCCGCCCUGCCUCCUCGAACGACAUCGCCAGAGCCACCAGACUAUUAGAUACAGUCUCAGAUCUAUGGCAAGUUCCAGACCACUUACGUGGUCCCAUGUUCUCAGUCAUUCAGAGUAGAGCCAAAGCCAACAUGGUCAAUCGAUUCCGCGAAGCUGCAGCGAUCUACGAGAAGUUGAUCCGCGACAACCAGAUCGGAAAAUGGGAGCAAGAUUGCGUCUACCUGAAACGAGCACCCAUCAUCGGCCUGACUACGACUGGUCUUAGCAAAUACCGUGGCCUCAUUUCAUCACUAAAGCCUAAAAUCAUACUGAUCGAGGAAGCGGCCGAAGUCCUUGAGGCGCCUGUUACCGCGGCUUGCAUUGAAUCACUAGAGCAUUUGAUCCUAGUCGGUGAUCAUCAACAGCUUCAGGGGCACUGCAGUCUCAUGGAACUGGAGAAUGAUCCAUUCUACCUGAACGUGUCACUAUUUGAGAGACUUGUCAGCAACAAUAUGCCCUACAAGACUCUUCUCCAACAACGAAGAAUGGAACCCGAAUUCCGACGCCUCAUCUCUGAUCUCUAUCCUAAGCUAACUGACCACACCAGUGUACUUGAUCGGACUCCUCAAACCUGGGGUAUGGGCUCUCUCAAGUCAUUCUUUUUUGAUCACAGAUGGUCGGAGUACAAAGACGACUCACUCUCAACCUACAACGAAGAAGAGGCAAGAUUCAUUGCCGGGUUCUUUCGUCACUUGAACAAGAACGGCAUCGAACCACAACAGAUCACCGUGCUAACCUUUUACAACGGUCAACGAAAGAAACUCCUCAAAGAAUUGCGACGAACGACAGACAUCACAGCUGGAUACCUUCAAGUCAAGACGGUGGAUGGUUACCAAGGAGAGGAGAACGAUAUUGUAAUAUUGUCACUCACGCGGAGUAACGAUGAUGGCAAGAUUGGUUUCCUCGCUAACAUCAAUCGUGUCUGUGUGGCCUUGUCCCGGGCUAAAUUGGGAUUUUAUAUGUUUGGCAACUCUCAUGCGCUGAUGACGGGUAGUGACCUAUGGUACAACGUCAUCAAGCGAAUGGAAAACGCCAAUCGAAAGGGAGCUGUCUUGCCGGUACAGUGCAAGACCCACCAGGAAACUGCCUGCAUUCAGUAUCCCCAAGAGUGGGAAGAGACCGAUGGCGGCUGCUUCAAGGUCUGUCAAGAGAGACUCAACUGUGGUCAUAGUUGUCCAUUGCGUUGCCAUCCCUUUUCCCACGACAAAUUCAGAUGCCCGUCGCCAUGCGAAAGAGAACUACCAUGCGGUCAUGCAUGCGAACACCUCUGUUUCGAGCCAUGUUGUUGUUCUUGCGACGAGUUCGCCAAGUAUCAGGCCGAGAGAGUUCAAGAGAAUUGGAUCGAACAAGAUGUGGAAGGCAUCAAGAAAGGAGUGCAGGAGGCCCGAAUGUCUUGGGGGUUAGCAAAUGGUCCCUAAACCGCGCAACUUUGGACCAUCGUAUCGUGACGCAGUUGUUGACUCUGUUGGGGAUGAAAUUAUUGUUCGCAAGUCUCCCGGAGAGCCGGCGAUUGACUCCAAGCAGAGUGGCAGUAUGGUGAACCCGUGCAAUAACAAACCGACGCGCACCGUCGACACGCAUCGAUUGUCUCCGGAGAAGCAGCAGCAGCAGGAUCAAAUGGUUCGAUGGGCUAAUUUUGCUAAGGGCGGAGUAGAAACGGACGAUCGACGACUGGUUGAUCUAUUCGAUCCACGACCUCGAUCAAAUUCAAAAACGAAUGCUGCGCAAGAGGAUGCAGCUGAACAAUCUGGUACAAAGGUGCUGUAUCCGAGCACGAAUGCCACGAUCAUCGCACAGGAGACGAUCAAGAGCUUACCGGACGGUCGCAAUAGAUUCUCGCAUCAUUAUCAACCACAGGCUUCACGAGGUCGAAGCUUUCCGACUACGCAGGCCGAGAAUGUACAAGUCAGCAAGGUUACAAGCCGAGAGGUACUGGAAGAGGACGGUGAGACUGGAGGUCGCAAAGGUCCACGAUCAGUGUCGAAUGGUGGCAGUGUCAAGAAUGGCAAGGUCAAUGAUAAUUUGAUUGAUCUUGAGGAGCUCGAUUUUUAUUAUCGUGGAUGAGAGAGGGGUCUCUUGCAUGGGAUGAGAGAAGUCGAGGGGUCUUCGCAUCCACGAAUGCGAGAAGUUCAAGGUCGUACAAAGGUCGUUCGUGGAUGAGAAAAGUUGAGACUCUUGAGAGGUCAUGGAGACGAGACUGAACGUAUCGAUACGUUUUGGUUCGUCACUUUGUCUUGUUCGUGGACUCGAGUAUUCAAGUAGCCCAAUUCGAGAAUACUUUGCUCGAGAUAAAU
This is a messenger RNA of Exophiala oligosperma, 4477 nucleotides long. RefSeq lists its product as uncharacterized. The coding region runs from base 359 to 3601 and encodes 1080 amino acids. Gene Ontology annotation, cellular component: nuclear RNA-directed RNA polymerase complex. Gene Ontology annotation, molecular function: helicase activity. The transcript has 7 exons. Gene Ontology annotation, biological process: regulatory ncRNA-mediated heterochromatin formation. NCBI's taxonomy places the organism in Eukaryota, Fungi, Ascomycota, Eurotiomycetes, Chaetothyriales, Herpotrichiellaceae. The record is from RefSeq and is a predicted model, not a curated record.